AGCGACUGCGUAGCGUAGUGUAGCGUUGUUUUGUGCUCAUGCGGUGUAUUUUAUGUGAACAAGGGCUUUAUUUGGGCAAUAAAAUUCACGUAAAGUAAAAUAAUUGUAUACAAAUCAAAAUGAUCAUCCCAGUCCGUUGUUUCACUUGUGGAAAGGUCAUUGGCAACAAAUGGGAGGCCUACCUCGGGCUUCUACAAGCUGAGUACACUGAGGGUGAUGCCCUGGAUGCCCUCGGCCUGAAGCGGUACUGCUGCCGCCGCAUGCUGCUCGGACACGUGGAUCUGAUUGAGAAACUUCUCAACUAUGCACCAUUAGAAAAAUAAGUAAAAUAUAAAAUAGGUUAUAAAA
Messenger RNA from Cydia splendana, 348 nucleotides. It is a transcript of the gene Rpb10, whose product is annotated as DNA-directed RNA polymerases I, II, and III subunit RPABC5. The record is from RefSeq and is a predicted model, not a curated record. Bases 120 to 323 code for a protein of 67 amino acids. Gene Ontology annotation, biological process: transcription by RNA polymerase II; transcription by RNA polymerase I; tRNA transcription by RNA polymerase III. The transcript is spliced from 3 exons. Lineage: Eukaryota; Metazoa; Arthropoda; Insecta; Lepidoptera; Tortricidae. Gene Ontology annotation, cellular component: RNA polymerase II, core complex; RNA polymerase I complex; RNA polymerase III complex. Gene Ontology annotation, molecular function: DNA binding; zinc ion binding.